Vicugna pacos (alpaca) is the source of this 2465-nucleotide messenger RNA. NCBI's taxonomy places the organism in Eukaryota, Metazoa, Chordata, Mammalia, Artiodactyla, Camelidae. The record is from RefSeq and is a predicted model, not a curated record.
GCUGCUCCGAGCCGGGGCCGGAGGGUUGUUUUGCAGUUGCGUUGGCACAUCACACACUAAGGGCGCUUUAAAGACCUGGAUUGAUUGGAAGGACCAAAAUUAGAAGCAAUCUGAUCCGGCCUCAUGCCAGAUCCCUGCGGAUUUUCUCCCUAUCCCAUUUCCAUCCACUGUCACAAUUUGAGAGUCUGCCUGAUUUGAUCGGAUUCAUCUCUGGGAGAGGUGUGAUGCCAAGGUUAGGAGGACGCAAAGUUGUGGGCAACUUUGUGACCUGCCCAUCAGCAGUCUGAGAAACGCUGGCUCCGAGUUUUCCAUAUCGGCCUUUUGGAAAAAACAAGGUCCUCGCUCUUUGCAACCUGGCAGCGCUCGAGGCCCUGGGACAUCCGGCCUCCGUCGCCUGGUAGAUGUGGCAUUUCCAUGCUGAGGCUGCGAGUCCCGCCUGACCGAGUCACCACCUCUCCAGGCCCUCUCCGGGCCGCGCCCCUGUGGACUGUGCCGCCAUGCUGCACCUGCUGGCUCUUUUCCUGCACUGCCUCCCACUGGCCUCUGGGGACUACGACAUCUGCAAGUCCUGGGUGACCACGGAUGAAGGCCCCUCCUGGGAGUUCUAUGCCUGCCAGCCCAAGGUGAUGCGCCUGAAGGACUACGUCAAGGUGAAGGUGGAGCCCUCCGGCAUCACAUGCGGGGACCCCCCUGAGAGAUUCUGCUCCCACGAGAACCCCUACCUUUGCAGCAACGAGUGUGACGCCUCCAACCCGGACCUGGCCCACCCGCCCCUGCUCAUGUUUGACAAGGAGGACGAGGGACUGGCCACCUACUGGCAGAGCGUCACGUGGAGCCGCUACCCCAGCCCGCUGGAAGCCAACAUCACCCUGUCGUGGAACAAGAGCGUGGAGCUAACGGAUGACGUGGUGGUGACCUUCGAGUACGGCCGGCCGACCGUCAUGGUCCUGGAGAAGUCGCUGGACAACGGGCGCACGUGGCAGCCCUACCAGUUCUUCGCGGAGGACUGCAUGGAGGCGUUCGGCAUGCCCGCGCGCCGGGCCCGCGACCUGUCGGCGUCCGGCGCGCACCGGGUGCUGUGCACCGAGGAGUACUCCCGCUGGGCCGGCUCCAAGAAGGAGAAGCACGUGCGCUUCGAGGUGCGGGACCGCUUUGCCAUCUUCGCGGGCCCCGACCUGCGCAACAUGGACAACCUGUACACGCGGCUGGAGAGCGCCAAGGGCCUCAAGGAGUUCUUCACCCUCACCGACCUGCGCAUGCGGCUGCUGCGCCCGGCGCUGGGGGGCACCUACGUGCAGCGCGAGAACCUCUACAAGUACUUCUACGCCAUCUCCAACAUCGAGGUCAUAGGCAGGUGCAAGUGCAACCUCCACGCCAACCUGUGCUCCGUGCGCGAGGGCAGCCUGCAGUGCGAGUGCGAACACAACACCACGGGCCCCGACUGCGGCAAGUGCAAGAGGAGCUUCCGCACGCGCUCCUGGCGGGCCGGCUCCUACCUGCCGCUGCCCCACGGCUCUCCCAACGCGUGUGCGUACCGCGCCCCUCCCCACCGGGGCCCCGCGAGGUCCCGGUCUCCAGGAGCUGUGGAUUCCAUCACUCCCAUGCGCACACGGCAUGCGCAAACUUGCAAGCACGCCCACGCUGACACACAGGCACUAGCACAGGCACACGCGCGCGCACUCCUUGUGACUCAGCUCCUGAGCGCCAGGCCUUGUGAUCAGACCCUCUGGCGUGACUGCAUCCUGCCCACCCCGUCCUCAGGAACCGAGGGGAGCGGCUCAGCAUCCUCCCUGCCUUCCUUCCUUCCCCUUCUUGACCCCAAGGCAGGAGAGAGGGCCCGCAGGGUGUCAGGAGCAGUGGGGGCAUCAGCAGGUCCCAGAAAGACCCCGUCCCCCAAGUCCCCUGUGGCCACUGUGGCCACGAGGGUGGACCCCACCACUCCUGCCCCCUCCACGUCCACUGCUGGGGCCCCCGUGGCCCCCAGCACCCCACAGCCCACAGGCCCAGCACUGAGCUAUGGUGGCCGAUUACCCGCCCCCCCCCACACACACGCGCACAACCACAGCCCCCAGGAGAGCCGCUCGGUGGCCUCCGACGAGGCUCCUCCCACCUGUCAGUCACAGCUCUUUAGAGGUGUCCGUCCAGAGUGUAACUGCAACCAGAUCGGCUCCUUGCAUGACCGGUGCAACGAGACAGGCUUCUGCGAGUGCCGCGAGGGCGCGGCGGGGCCCAAGUGCGACGACUGCCUCCCCACGCACUACUGGCGCCAGGGCUGCUACCCCAACGUGUGCGACGACGACCAGCUGCUCUGCCAGAACGGCGGCACCUGCGUGCAGAACCAGCGCUGCGCCUGCCCGCGCGGCUACACCGGCGUGCGCUGCGAGCACAUCAGGAAGGAGACGGUCGAGGAGACCCGGGGCACCGAGGGAGUUGUAAAAGGAAGCUCGGAAGAAAGGGGUCCAUGA